UAAUCCAAAUGGGCCAAACAUCCACCGACGAAACACCCCAAAAGAGAAGCGAGAGCUACGAAAGGGAGUUUGCAGUGCAAGCGAUCACUUCGACCAAGACGAAUACGUCCCAAUGCAGCGUACAACUUGCACGAAUAAUACUCCCUUCCAACGCAAGGUGAUUCAAAUGCAGCAGCAGCAAUAACAUCAUCUCUAACAGUCCCCCAGCCACCCCCAGGGAUGAACCCACGCUCAAGUACAUACUACCUGAAGAUACUACCCUCCCCCAUGUUUCGACCUCCAGAAGAAAGCCCGAAAGCCGAACCUCUCACUCCCGCAAGACACUUUUAUAUUGAACUUGAUGUGCCUGGCGAUCCUACAGAAGAUGAGCCUACACAAGGAGAGUAUGAUGGGCAGUCGAAUGCCGAAUCCAAGCCAUCACCAGUGCACACCCUCAGCAGUGCCCCAGUUGUUGAGGCCAAUAGAAAGAGGAAGCUAAAAUACCCCAAAAUCAGUGUCGGAACAUCUGCCAGUAAUUCACCGGGCGUCGUUGCUGGAAACUCGCAAAAUUCCGUACUCAAUGGUGAAAGUGGAAGGCCAGUCAGAGGGCGAUACAGACGACAAUAACCUACAUCCUGCCGUCAGGAGGCAGCGCUCACAGGGAUCCAUUUUUGCCAAAGAGAUGCUCAGCUACGUUCACCGACCACUUCCACCAACUCCGGCACAAGAUGCAGUUUACUACAAGACUGUGAAUUACCCACUCGGUCAUGUGCCUACCACAAGGAAAGUCUGGCAUCACGAGUACAUUGAAAUCGACGAGAGCAAGUUCAAUCAGCAGAAGGGUAAAGGUGCUCUCCCCAAGGCAGCUGAAGGGUGGAUCAAUAUACAUGCAGCUGGCGGUCCAGUUAGAGUUGGUGAUAGAAAAAAGCGCUCUCUCACCAACUUACCCCCUCCCCCUCCAGUACCCCGACGCCCCAGCUGCCCGUACGUAGAAAUCGAUGGGGACGAAAUAGAAGAGUUAGCCGCCAGUCUGCCUUCUGUCAGCCGGUUUGGAGUUGGUGCGGGACCCAAAUUCGCCAGGAAACUGGGGCCACCUCCAGCAGUCCCUGGAAGACCGGAGGAAACAAUUCGUCAGCGCAGCCUUUCCAACUCUGGCGAAUACUCCUAUCCAGCUAUUCCAGGGUUGAUGUUUGAGUGGCUGAACAGGAAGAGGGGUGAGGGUAGCAAGGCAUACUUCACUCCACGUGUCCCUUUGCUUUCGUCAUCGAAACCUUUACACCACUCUGGAAAGAAGUCCCUCAUGGAAACUAUUACGGAGAAAGGAUUUGCCUCCAACCCUCCCCCAACAGUACCCCCCAAAACAGAGUCACUACUCCGAGAGCAAAUGCGCCUACUUGCAAAUCAACCCUCUCGCACUCGCCCAAGCCCCUACCUCGUGCCAGUUACCAGUGUUCGCAAGGCCUCAUCCUAUGACCACUUGCCUAGUGAAGUACCUAUCUCUCCACCACCAACUCGGCCGAAAUCACCAAAGGAAGUUGUAAGCAACUUGAGAAAAGAGCUUCUUGCUGGUAAAACCAACGAAGAAGACUACAAACCAGACAAAAGCAGUGCAUUGCCACUUCAUCUAAUGGAGCGGAAGAAAACAAUGCUCCCCCCAAGCCCACCACUUCCAUACCAGAUUUCAGUGGAGGCCAAGGAGAAAGCACUGAGUAGCAACCCACCCAAAGUGCCAAUGAAAAAGAAAAAAGUCAGCAGCGACACCAAUAGAGAGAAAACAGAUGCUAGACAUGUGGAAUCAGGGGCAGAGAAGUAUGAGAGCUUGAACUCGACUGAUUCGGUGGCUCUCAGAAAAGCCAGGCUCCAGGAUCGAAUUGACCGAAACUCUCUCGCAAUGAUCAUGCAAAACAAAUCAGCCAUCGAAGAAAAGCUGGAGAAAGAGCACGGCUCUCCAAAGGCCCGAAGAAAACAGUUGGCGGCAGCCAGAGAACCAGCGUCCAAGGAAGACGAGUCACUUGUGAGAAGCCUGGGCGACAUUCUUCUUGAUGUCGACGCUUUGCUACAGAAUCGCAUGUGUAGCGAGGACGACCUCAUUGCUGCUAUUGAGAAGAGGUUGAACAUCAAACUAGUGAAGAAGGCGACAGAAGAGAGUAACAAAGAAGAUGAGAAGGAAGACGGGAGCAGUCAAAGGCUUGAAGAUUCAGUACAGGUAACGGAGGAAGAUGUCAAAGAGGUAGUACAGUUCAUGAACAACAGUCAUGGAACCCAACCAGAGAACGAAGGAGAAGAAAUGUUUGAAAGGAGCAUGAUUGUUAAAAUGACACAAGAAGAAGAGACUUCCGAGCAUGAAGCUUUGGGCUCUCCGAAGCCUCGUUCUUCCACCGUUAUUAUUAUAGACGACGCACCAGAGCUGAAAGAGAAGGGAGGGAGGUUCCUGACAGAACGAGCAGAGCUUUCACCUGAUACUUGGGAUGGAAGGGAACACAUGAUGGACAAUGAAGGGGAAGAAGAAGAAGAAGGGACGAAAAUGAGGGACAGUCGCAGCUUAAGCGUGGGAUUGAAACCUUUUCGGAGGGUGAAGGUCAGAAGGAGAACGAAUGCAGCAAGCGACAUGGCCAACCUGAGUGUUUGUAAGUGAUGCAUAGACACUCGAAAAGAAAGUAGACAAAUUUUACUUAUAAAUUUCUUUCACUCUACAGCUACAAAUCACUUUACACAAGGGACAGGGGAGUUCAAUUCCAAAGGUGGCACGCUGACAAAUCUCACAAGUGAGGUGGAAAUAGAAGUCCCAAAAGGCGCGGUGCCUCCGGGAAAGAGGCAAAGGCUAUGGUUCGAAGUUAUCCAAAAGAUAUACGAUCCCUCUGAAGAAAACAAGGAAAUAUCAUUCCAGGAUUUGUCCCAAAAAGAACUCUCUGACUCAAAUUCAAGUGUUGACGAAGUUGGAAAUCUCCUGAGCGAGAGAAGAAAGCGCAUCGUACAACUCUCAACGAUGGUCCUUAUUGGUCCCAGCGAUGCCAAAUUCGAGCAGCCAAUCAAAAUCAAGAUGCCGCACUGCCUGCCCUAUCGCAAUAACUCCUGGCACCUCCACCUUCAGGCUCGAGCUCAGAACUGCGAGUCAGACGAUUGGUUGGAGCUUUCGAACUCCAGUGGUCUUAUCAUCCCACAGUCUCGGCAGAGCCAACGCUUUUUCAAAAACUCAACCUACCAGAUGCACCUGCACUAUGCCGUGGUGCGGACUCGUGAAAUGGGAUGCUUUAAACUGUGCGGCAGUCCCAUGAGAAACGGAUCACACUCAGCAAAGAGGAUGGUGGCCUCGAUUUUUGGCAAAAAGGAAGGAGGGAAAGCGUGGUCGGUUCUCGUGACCCUCAGCAAUGCCAUCCAUGACCAAAUCCAGGCACUUGAUUUGACUCAGCGGAACGCAGGCUACACAUCUCUAGAGCACAGUGUUCCAGUUCUCUGUUUUGGUGAAGGAAAGGACAUGGAGCUCUCCUUGUGUACUGAGAGCAACAGCCUGCCCCUGGCAACUCAGGUGAUCCAAUUUGGACAGUUCUGGAGACUCAAGAGGGUGGGUCAGGCAAGGGCCAUUUUCCCUGUCAGUCUCGAUCAGGUGGAGUCUUCACAGUCAAAAACACUCACACUAAAGAUUCAGCAGGCCGGCAGCCAGCUACUUCACGAGACCAACUUUGUGCUUGCAGAUUGAGAAGUUGUCCUAUAUUUGUGUGUCUUGUUUUGUCCGUCUGAUCAUUUUUCCACGU
This is a messenger RNA of Geodia barretti, 3731 nucleotides long. The record is from the annotation of a GenBank genome assembly. Lineage: Eukaryota; Metazoa; Porifera; Demospongiae; Tetractinellida; Geodiidae.